Elephantulus edwardii (Cape elephant shrew) is the source of this 1780-nucleotide messenger RNA. It is a transcript of the gene FH, whose product is annotated as fumarate hydratase. The record is from RefSeq and is a predicted model, not a curated record. Lineage: Eukaryota; Metazoa; Chordata; Mammalia; Macroscelidea; Macroscelididae. Gene Ontology annotation, molecular function: damaged DNA binding; fumarate hydratase activity; protein binding. Gene Ontology annotation, biological process: tricarboxylic acid cycle; fumarate metabolic process; malate metabolic process. Gene Ontology annotation, cellular component: tricarboxylic acid cycle heteromeric enzyme complex; mitochondrion.
CCAAAAUUCCUUUCGAAUAGAAUAUGACACCUUUGGAGAACUAAAGGUCCCAAAUGAUAAGUAUUACGGUGCUCAGACAGUGAGAUCUACCAUGAACUUCAAGAUUGGAGGUGCAACAGAACGGAUGCCUAUUCCAGUUAUUAAAGCUUUUGGCAUCUUAAAGCGAGCAGCCGCUGAAGUGAACCAAGGUUAUGGGCUUGAUCCAAAGCUUGCUAAUGCAAUAAUGAAGGCCGCAGAUGAGGUAGCUGAAGGUAAAUUAAAUGAUCAUUUUCCUCUGGUGGUAUGGCAAACUGGGUCAGGAACCCAGACGAAUAUGAAUGUGAAUGAAGUUAUUAGCAAUAGAGCAAUUGAAAUGUUAGGAGGUGAACUUGGCAGCAAGAAACCUGUGCAUCCUAAUGAUCACGUUAAUAAAAGCCAGAGCUCAAACGAUACUUUUCCUACUGCGAUGCACAUUGCCGCUGCAGUGGAGGUUCAUGAAGUACUGAUACCAGGACUGCAGAAGCUUCAUGAUGCCCUCAAUGCAAAAUCCAAGGAGUUUGCCCAGGUCAUCAAAAUUGGGCGAACUCACACGCAGGACGCUGUUCCACUUACUCUUGGACAGGAAUUUAGUGGUUAUGUUCAACAAGUGAAAUAUGCAAUGAAGAGAAUCAAAGCUGCCAUGCCGAGGAUCUACGAGCUCGCAGCAGGAGGCACUGCUGUGGGUACUGGGUUAAAUACAAGAAUUGGCUUUGCAGAGAAGGUUGCAGCCAAAGUGGCUGCCAUCACAGGCUUACCUUUUGUCACAGCACCAAAUAAAUUUGAAGCUCUGGCUGCUCAUGAUGCCUUGGUUGAACUCAGUGGAGCCAUGAACACCGCUGCCUGCAGUCUGAUGAAGAUAGCAAAUGAUAUCCGUUUUUUGGGUUCUGGUCCCCGAUCAGGGCUGGGAGAACUGAUUUUGCCUGAAAAUGAACCAGGAAGCAGCAUCAUGCCAGGAAAGGUGAAUCCCACGCAGUGUGAAGCAAUGACCAUGGUGGCCGCGCAGGUCAUGGGGAACCACGUUGCCGUCACCGUUGGAGGCAGCAAUGGACACUUUGAGUUGAAUGUUUUCAAGCCAAUGAUGGUGAGCUUGAAAUUGACAGGUCAGUCCUAUGAGAAUAUGGUGACUGAGAUCGUGUCAGUGGGCUAUGAAUGAGAGCAAAUAAUUGCAUCCCUAAGAACCAGUUUCAACAACCCUGACAGAGCAGUGGAAUAUCUUUUGAUGGAAAUCCCUGGAGAUAAAGUUAAAACUGUGGUCAAUCCCCCUCAAGCAGUUAGUAUGGGAGCACCUCCAUCUUUAGCAGUGGCUACAACUGCAGCGGCCACAACUACAGAAAUUUGUUCCACAGGACAUCCCCUUGAAUUUUUAUGGAAUCCACCUCAGUCUCAUCUGUUGAGAUGAGACAUUAUUCAACAGAAUCCUUCCCUGCUUCCAACAUUGCUACAAAAGAUAGGGCAAGAGAAUCCUCAGUUACUACAGCAAAUUAGCCAACACCAGGGGCAUUUUAUUCAGAUGGUAAAUGAACCAGUUCAAGAAGCCGGUGGUCAAGGAGGAGGGGAUUGAGGCGGCAGCAUUGGAAUUGCAGAAGCUGGAAGUGGUCAUAUGAACUUCAUUGAAGUAACACCUCAGGAAAAAGAAGCUAUAGAAAGGUUAAAGGCAGUAGGAUUUCCUGAAGGACUUGUGAUACAAGCAUAUUUUGCUUGUGAGAAGAAUGAUAAUUUGGCUGCCUGUUUUCCUCGAUAGCAGAACUUUGAUAAAGAUUGA